CCGACGAGUAAUGUUAGUGGGCACAGGUAACGUAUAAAAGGAGAGCUUUCUCGGUCUCAAAUCGUUUUUCUCCAAUUGUAAAGAUAAAUUCUCUCUCUUCGAGACAUCAUCCUUUUAUUUUUCUUGUUUUUGUUAAUGAUUUGUCUCUUUCCCUUAUCUGCCUGUUUUUGUCUGUAUCCUACUUGUUACCAUUUUUCUGCCACAAAAAAAAACAGUUUUUUUUCUUUUCAGAAUCGCACGAUUGGUGAGGACAAUUGCUACAUCAACCACUAAUCAUUCGGAAUAUAUGAGCCUUUUGUUAUUGUUUUAUAAUAAUAAUAAAUAAUAGUUUACUGUACUUGAUUUCUUUCUUUGUUUGUGUUUUCGGUCCAGACCCAAUAAAGCUAUCUUCAGCCACAACUUUGUCACAAUUAAUUAAUACAAGAUGGAGGAGAUGUCACCUGAUAAUAUACAUGGAGUCAUUUUAGCUGUGUCUUCCAGUAUAUUCAUCGGUUCUAGCUUCAUCAUCAAGAAAAAAGGUCUCAAGAAGGCUGGUGUAAGCGGACCCCGAGCAGGUGAAGGAGGUUAUGGAUACUUAUAUGAGCCUUGGUGGUGGGCUGGGAUGAUAACAAUGAUUGUUGGUGAGAUAGCAAACUUUGCAGCUUAUGCAUUUGCACCGGCUAUUCUAGUGACACCUUUGGGAGCUCUAAGUAUUAUUUUCAGCGCAGUGCUUGCACAUUUUAUUCUGCAAGAGAAGUUACAUAUGUUCGGUAUACUUGGCUGCGUCCUCUGUGUUGUUGGGUCUACAACGAUUGUUUUACAUGCUCCUCAUGAGCAAGACAUUGAAUCUGUCAAACAAGUAUGGCACCUUGCCACUGAACCAGGUUUCCUUGCUUACUCUGCUGUGGUGUUGGUUGUGGUGCUUGUAUUGAUCUUCUACUACGAGCCUCGUUAUGGGAAGACGCAUAUGAUAGUAUAUGUUGGGAUUUGCUCUUUAAUGGGUUCUCUUACUGUUAUGAGUGUUAAAGCUGUGGCAAUCGCCAUUAAGCUGACUUUUUCAGGGAUGAAUCAGUUCAAGUACUUCCACGCAUGGAUCUUCAUUAUAGUAGUGACCAUAUGUUGCCUUUUGCAGAUCAACUACUUGAACAAAGCUCUGGAUAAUUUCAACACGGCCGUCAUAUCUCCAGUGUACUACGUUAUGUUUACAACAUUCACCAUCUUAGCUAGCAUGAUCAUGUUCAAGGACUGGGCUUCUCAGAGCGGACUGCAGAUUGCGACACAGCUAUGUGGCUUUGUGACCAUUUUAUCAGGAACGUUUCUUCUCCACAAGACAAAAGAUAUGGGAAAUAGUGCCAGCUUACGUGGCGCCACGUCCCAGUCCCCUAGAGAGACUCCUGUUUUCAUCAACUCAGCUUCCACUCGCAGUACUCAUUCCAAUCUUUAGCCUUCAACGAGGCAACACGGGAAACAAAAAGGUUAAACUCAAAGAGAGCUUUUAGGGGGAUUUGACUUGGAAAAAAAAAGAGCAACUGGGUUUUAAAGGUAUACUCUGUCUUUGAGCGGGAGGAAAAUUUAGGGAAUGAUUUGUUAGGAACUAUAUUCGAUGGAUUUUUUUCUGGAAUAUUCCUAAGAUAUUUGAUAUCUUACGUUAACAAUACACUUUGACUUA
This is a messenger RNA of Raphanus sativus (radish), 1648 nucleotides long. RefSeq names its product probable magnesium transporter NIPA2. Gene Ontology annotation, molecular function: magnesium ion transmembrane transporter activity. Gene Ontology annotation, cellular component: membrane. The transcript is spliced from 8 exons. The record is from RefSeq and is a predicted model, not a curated record. Gene Ontology annotation, biological process: magnesium ion transport. NCBI's taxonomy places the organism in Eukaryota, Viridiplantae, Streptophyta, Magnoliopsida, Brassicales, Brassicaceae. The coding region runs from base 425 to 1423 and encodes 332 amino acids.